This is a messenger RNA of Histoplasma mississippiense, 501 nucleotides long. RefSeq lists its product with no specific name. The coding region runs from base 1 to 501 and encodes 166 amino acids. Lineage: Eukaryota; Fungi; Ascomycota; Eurotiomycetes; Onygenales; Ajellomycetaceae. The transcript is spliced from 2 exons. The record is from RefSeq and is a predicted model, not a curated record.
AUGGAAUCUCUCGAUAUUGUUGCUCAAGAGAGACGGGAUAUUGAUCAAAAUAUUGCCAACCUGGAUGAUCUCUAUAGCGCGUUACUCCAAAUGAGACAGGAUAUUGAAGAAAAUAUUGGCACCCUGGAGGAACCUCUUCGGCACCUUAACAACGCCAAGACAACUGGUGACAUACAAAAAUAUCUUCAAGAAUUUUCCAUUGAAUUCCACAAGCUUUUUUUGUUGCUUGAAAAGCUGGCCGGUUUUACGACGUGCGCUUUGAGUAUAGGCAUAGAAACAGGGGAAUCGGGUGGGUUCAGAUGGCAUAUAGCCGCUUUCUGGGAAGAUUACAGACAUAUACAGCAGAUCAUGUACACAUGCUCAUUAUGUCGUCAAUUGCAAGAUGCUAAGCUUCAUCGAGGGGUACAGUACCUUCAGCAACAGAUGCGUGAUUUAGAAGCUGUUUGUGAAGAAAGCAAGGAGCAACUGGAGGCAGACUUGUCGGAGGAUGACCUGUUUUAG